Molecule: messenger RNA, 750 nt
Organism: Panicum virgatum (switchgrass)
Lineage: Eukaryota; Viridiplantae; Streptophyta; Magnoliopsida; Poales; Poaceae
Product: zinc finger protein 6-like
Exons: 1
Coding region: 1-750 (249 amino acids)
Biological process (GO): negative regulation of abscisic acid-activated signaling pathway
Source: RefSeq, a predicted model, not a curated record
AUGGAGGUUGAGGGAGCGGGAGAAGAAGAGGUGCAGGCGCGGGAGAAAAAAGAGGAUGCGCCGGCAAAGGAGCUCGACCUCCUCGGCGCGCUCGGGUUGGAGGUGCCGGAGGUGAAGGCCGUGGAGGCGGUGGCAUCGGGCAAGGGCAAGGAGAAGGCAACCAUGGUGGCGGAGGAGGAGAAGUCGCCGGCGGCUUCGGGAGGCGGCGAGAAGAAGCGCUCGUUCAAGUGCAACUACUGCCAGCGUAAGUUCUACACCUCGCAGGCGCUGGGCGGCCACCAGAACGCGCACAAGCGCGAGCGUUCCCUGGCCAAGCGCGGGGCCGCCGCUGCAGCGGCCGCGGCCGCCGCGGCGGGGCGCGGGCUGUACGGCGGCGCCGACCCCUUCAUGCCGCCGCACCACCUCCGCCUCCCGCACGCCUGGCCCUACUCCGCCGGCACCGGCAGGCCCUCGUCGUUCCUGGGGUUCGGCCGGGGCUCCGCCGCCGCGCCGUUCUACGGCGCGUACCACGGGUGGCCGGCCGGGCAUGCCCAGCCGUCCAUGGCGGGGCUCGCGCGCCACGACCGCCCCGCGUACCCUCCUCAUGGUUACGGCUACAGCACGUCGUCGUCGAGGGCCGCAGCCCCAGCUCCUACCGUCCUCGACUCCGGGAUGCCUGGGCUCCGGUGGGUCGGCGGCGAAGCGCAAGAAGAGGGGCAGCAGGAGGAGGAGGCGCAGAGUUGCAAGAUAGACCUGAACCUCAGGCUCUAG